Uncinocarpus reesii 1704 is the source of this 2655-nucleotide messenger RNA. Its product is annotated as ribonucleoside-diphosphate reductase large chain 1. The coding region runs from base 1 to 2655 and encodes 884 amino acids. The transcript has 5 exons. Gene Ontology annotation, biological process: DNA replication; deoxyribonucleotide biosynthetic process. Gene Ontology annotation, molecular function: ATP binding; ribonucleoside-diphosphate reductase activity, thioredoxin disulfide as acceptor. NCBI's taxonomy places the organism in Eukaryota, Fungi, Ascomycota, Eurotiomycetes, Onygenales, Onygenaceae. Gene Ontology annotation, cellular component: ribonucleoside-diphosphate reductase complex. The record is from RefSeq and is a predicted model, not a curated record.
AUGUUUGUCUAUAAGAGAGACGGACGCAAGGAACGCGUGCAGUUCGAUAAGAUCACAGCUCGCGUCUCAAGGCUAUGCUAUGGCCUUGAUCCGGAGCAUGUCGAUGCCGCAGCUAUUACCCAAAAGGUAAUCUCGGGAGUAUACCAGGGAGUAACGACCAUCGAGCUGGACAACUUGGCUGCUGAAACUGCUGCAUACAUGACUGUUACCCACCCAGAUUAUGCUAUUCUUGCUGCUAGAAUAGCGGUUUCCAACUUGCACAAACAGACCAAAAAGCAGUUCUCGUCGGUGAUUGAUGAUCUUUACCACUAUGUCAACCCCAAAAACAACCGUCCGGCGCCUAUGAUUUCUCAAAAGACCUAUGAGAUUGUAAUGAAACAUUCUGAGGAAUUAAACUCAGCUAUCGUUUAUGACCGCGAUUUCAACUACCAAUACUUUGGAUUCAAAACCCUCGAGAGAUCAUACCUGCUGCGAAUCAAUGGCAAGGUUGCCGAACGGCCACAGCAUAUGAUUAUGCGUGUUGCAGUCGGAAUUCAUGGCGAUGAUAUUGAAAAGGCAAUUGAGACAUAUAACUUGAUGUCCCAAAAGUAUUUCACUCACGCUUCCCCAACUCUUUUCAACGCUGGAACGCCACAGCCACAGAUGGCCUCUUGCUUCCUCAUUGAUAUGAAAGAAGACAGCAUUGAGGGCAUCUACGAUACUCUCAAGACAUGUGCUCUGAUAUCCAAAACGGCUGGCGGCAUUGGGCUGAAUGUUCAUCGUAUUCGCGCCACUGGUUCCUAUAUUGCAGGAACUAAUGGCUCCUCCAACGGUAUUAUUCCCAUGCUCCGUGUCUUUAACAACACCGCUCGAUAUGUCGAUCAAGGCGGAAAUAAACGACCGGGUGCUUUUGCCAUUUACAUUGAACCUUGGCACUCGGACGUUUUCGAGUUUUUGGAUCUCCGUAAGAACCACGGAAAGGAAGAAGUGAGAGCUCGAGAUCUCUUCCUCGCACUUUGGACCCCAGAUCUAUUCAUGAAGCGGGUAGAGAAGAAUGGUGACUGGACUUUGUUCUGUCCAAAUGAAGCCCCAGGGUUGGCCGAUGUGUACGGUGAUGAGUUUGAAGCUCUUUAUGAACAAUAUGAGAAGGAAGGCCGCGGCAGAAAAACAAUCAAGGCUCAAAAACUCUGGUAUGCUAUCCUCGAAGCUCAAACCGAGACUGGCAACCCUUUCAUGCUGUAUAAGGAUGCCUGCAACCGCAAAAGCAAUCAGAAGAACCUUGGGACGAUCCGCAGCUCCAAUUUAUGCACGGAAAUCAUCGAAUAUACCGCUCCAGACGAGGUCGCAGUCUGCAACCUUGCAUCUCUUGCCUUGCCGACUUACGUUGAUCCCGUCCGUGGCGAAUAUGACUUUGGAAAACUGCAUGAAGUCACGCAAGUGCUGAUUCGUAAUUUGAACAAAAUUAUCGAUGGCAACCAUUAUCCUGUCCCUGAAGCCCGAAAGAGCAACUUCCGCCACCGUCCGAUUGCCGUGGGCGUGCAGGGCCUCGCCGAUGCUUUCCUUGCUCUUCGGCUGCCAUUUGAUUCGCCUGAGGCAAGGCAGUUAAAUACUCAAAUCUUUGAAACAAUUUAUCAUGCUAGUUUGACUGCCUCUUGCGAUUUGGCCAAAAUUGAUGGACCCUACGAGACCUAUGAAGGCUCUCCGGUUUCGCAAGGCAUUUUACAGUAUGACAUGUGGAAUGUGACUCCAAGUGACCUUUGGGACUGGGACUCCCUCAAAAAGGAGAUUGCAAAACAUGGUGUUCGCAACAGUCUGCUCGUUGCUCCCAUGCCUACUGCCAGUACAAGCCAGAUUCUUGGAUUUAACGAAUGUUUCGAGCCUUAUACAUCAAACAUCUACUCACGACGAGUUCUUGCGGGUGAAUUCCAAGUCGUCAACCCAUGGCUUCUGAAAGACCUCGUUGAUCUCGGCCUCUGGUCUGACAACAUGAAGAACCGCAUCAUUGCCGAAGGUGGAUCUAUACAAAACAUCCCCAACAUCCCCGCCGACAUCAAAGCCCUUUACAAAACAGUCUGGGAAAUCUCCCAACGGACCAUUGUCCAAAUGGCCGCGGAUCGCGGCGCAUUCAUCGAUCAAUCUCAGUCGCUGAACAUCCAUCUCAAAGAACCCACCAUGGGCAAAAUCACCAGCAUGCACUUUGCGGGCUGGAAACUCGGUCUCAAGACCGGCAUGUACUACCUUCGUACCAUGGCCGCUUCCGCGCCAAUCCAAUUCACCGUCGACCAGGAACAGCUCAAAGUCGCCGACACAAACGUCGCGCGGACAAAUGGCAUCGCUAAAAAGCGAGGCGGUGUUUCCAGCAGCUAUUCUAGCGCUUACUCCGCUGUGCCACGGCCGAUGUACGACCAGAAACAACCCAGCGGGCCUGUGGCGGAGGCGCCGCGGCCAGCGAGUCCAAAGGGUGUCCCCGCAUUUGAAAGGAGCCAAGUGACGGCUCCUCCAGAUGAGGAGUUGGGUAAGAAAAAAACGGCGGCGUUGGCUGAGGAGAAAAACCAAGAGGCAGAAGGAGCGCCUGCUACUGGUGAACAGGGAGCGAGUGAGCAGGAUAUUUAUUCUCAAAAGGUGCUGCAGUGCAGCAUUGAGAACAAGGAAGCAUGCAUGAUGUGCAGUGGUUAG